AUGCCAACCCUAAAAUAUAUUGCCAUUUUUUUGGCUCUCCUCCUUUCAUAUAGCUUAUGCAAUGCUUCUGAGGUUUCAAUUAACAUCCGUGUUAAUUUGGCAGAUGGUAUUAUGCUUACUUGUUUGAGUGGUGGUGGAAUUAUUGGUCAUCUAGAUCCACAAAAGCCCUAUCAUUGGACAUAUCCUGCUGAUAAAUCUGAAUCUUGUAAUGCAAAUUGGAAUGGUUUACAGGCUCAGUUUAUAGCAUAUGAUCCUCAGUCUGACCAAGGUCAUUUCGAUAUAUAUUGGAACGUAGAGAAAGAUGGUUUAUAUCGUAGUUGGGACAAUAAGAACUUUGAGAAAAAGGUUGGUUGGAGUUGA
Messenger RNA from Lathyrus sativus (Indian pea), 360 nucleotides. The record is from the annotation of a GenBank genome assembly. NCBI's taxonomy places the organism in Eukaryota, Viridiplantae, Streptophyta, Magnoliopsida, Fabales, Fabaceae.